This is a messenger RNA of Lactuca virosa, 1191 nucleotides long. The record is from the annotation of a GenBank genome assembly. Lineage: Eukaryota; Viridiplantae; Streptophyta; Magnoliopsida; Asterales; Asteraceae.
AUGGUCGUAGGAGUUAAUGAUCCAUCUAAGGGGCUAAUAGGAGGAUUAACAAACGAGUCCAUGUAUAACUUCGGAAUCCGACUGGAAAAAAGGAUAGAGUUAGUUGGUUACCCAUACAGAGGUUUGUAUGCUUUAGGGGAAUUAAUACCUCCUCAACCUCAAGAUCACAAUGUUAUUUUGGUUCCCUGUUCCACUGUUGAAUUGAAUUGUCUAGUGGUUGAUGUUUAUUGGUGUUAUAUCUUAGUAGAAUCAACUAGCCAGACCAAAAUGCCAAGCCUCCUUGUGAAGAAAAUGAGUAUCCAUGAGUUGAUAACUUCAUCCGAGCACCAGAAAUUAGGUUCCAUCAUUGCUGGAGAGAUGACAUUGUCUGAUGCAAAACCAUAUAUCAUGAAGUUUAAUGAGCAUCAAAUAACUCUAUUCUUAUGGUGGAGAAAGCCUAUAUGCAUGGGAAGACACGCAUUUGGUGAUCAGAACAAAGCUACUGAUGUAAUGAUUAAAGAAUAUGGAAAAUCGAAGUUGGUGUUUAUUCUUGGAGGAGAAGGUGAAGAGAUAAACUUGGAGGUUUACAAUUUUACGGGUGUUAGAGCUUUGUUAAUGUACAACACUGAUGAGUCCAUUGUUACUUUUGUUGAAGCUUCAAGGAACAUAACUUAUCAGAAAAAAUGGCCAUUUUAUCUUAGCACCAAGAAUACCAUCCUCAAGAAAUAUGAUGAAAGAUUUAAAGACAUAUUUCAAGAGGUCUAUGAAAGAAACAGGAAGUCAAAGUUUGAGGCUGCUUAUGUAUGGUAUGAACAUAAUCUUAUCGAUGACAUGGUUGCUUAUGCUCUUAAGAGUGAUGAAUGGUAUGUCUGGGAAUGCAAAAAUUAUGAUGGUGAUGUUCAAAUCGAUUUCCUAGCUCAAGGAUUCAGAUCUCAUGAAUUGACGACAUCAGUUUGGGUGUGUCUAAAUGGAAAGACCAUUGAAGUUAAAGCAACCUAUGCACCUGUGACACGUCAUUACAGAGUGCACCGAAAGGGAGGUAAAACCAGCACAAUCAGCAUAACCUCAAUUUGUGUAUGGACCUGUGUGCUGACCCACAUGACAAAAUUGGAUAACAAUUCUAAGCUUCUUGAUUUUAAUGAGAAAUUUGAGGCAGCAUGCAUCGACACUUUUGAAUUUGGAAAGAUGAUAAAGGACUUGCAACUCUCAUGA